GUCUGAAUAGAGGAUCUUCGGCUGUGAAUGAGAUGUCUCACUCGGACUCUUUCAUCGGUUUAUUUUCUGUAAAGACUCAGUAGCGGCUCGAAUCAGAUCGUUAUGGACAUUACAGGAGCAGAAGUCUGAAGGAUCAACUCCUCCUCUGAAGAGAUGAAGACAUGACACCUCCUCCUCCUCCUCCUUCCUCCUCAUCCUGAGUCAUGCCCACCAACCAGUCCUCCCCGUGGGUGGGGCCAAAGCUGCAGGCAUGCUCAGAGGCAGAAAACCACGCCCCCACCACUGCCCCCAUCGCCGCCAUGGCAACUAAAGUGCCUUUGAGUCUGGACCAGUCCAGGAGACAGGACCGAGCCAAACCUCCCUCCUCCUCCUCCUCCUCCUCCGCCGCCUCCACCUCGGGGUGGGAGAGAGGAGACGCCAAGAAAACCAGGAGCCGACCCCCCCCUGUGCCUGAGACCCCCGCGCAGCAGCCUAAUGGGAAAGGGGCGGGGCCUGGAGACCACAGGGGGCGGGGCUACGACGUGUCAUUAAUGUGUCAAGAUCUGUUUAUUAGAGGAAGAACGAGUCUGCAGCAGCCUGAACCUGCAGACUCCUCCUCCUCCACCUCCUCCUCCUCCUCCUCCUCCUCCUCCUCGGCUCCUCACCUGUGCCUUAGUGUCCUCCACCACCAGGAGGCAGCGUUGGGGAAAGACGUCUCCUCCCAGAGGAUCCAAAAUGGCCGCCCAGCCUCUCCAUCCAACCAGGAUGCUCUGGGGACACACACAGGAGGAACUACAUUUCCCAGCAGCCUCAGUGCCAGUCAGGCCUCCACAGAGCCAACAGGAGUUGCUCCCUCAGACGUGGCCUCCGUCACCUCCCAGAUCUCCUCCUUCCACCUCCCCAGACAGGAGCAACCGACCACCUCCUCCUCCUCCUCUGCCUCCUCCUCCACCUCCUCACUGACGGAGGAGGUGUCUGGAGUCCAGGGGGGAGCUGUGCAGGUGGAUGUGGCGGAGGAGGAGCUUCCUGACGAGCUGGAGGCGUCCUGCAGCGACGACGACGCUUCAGACUGCUCCUCCAUCAUUGGGAGCUCCUCCUCGUCCUCCAUCGUCCUCCUGUCCAGUGUGGAGGAGCCGAUGUCUGUGGAUCCUGGAGAACCUGGAGAACCUGGAGAAGAACGUCCUGCUCUGGUUCCCAGUUUGUUUCCCCUCGUUCCUCCAACGCUUUACUUCAGCACAGCCAACGAGAAAGUGGAGCUGCUGCCGACGGAACAGAAACGACAUUUAAAGUGGAAGAUGAGCGCCGUCACUCCCAACGUGGUCAAGCUCAUCGUGGCCAGAUCCCACUUCAAGACCACCAAGAAAAACCAUGACUGGUUGGGCUGCUGGGGACACCACAUGAAGUCUCCAGGCUUCAAGACGCUGGGAGAACACCAGAAGUUGAACCACUUCCCGGGAACGUUUCAGAUCGGCAGGAAGGACCGACUCUGGAGGAAUCUCUCCAAGAUGAAAGCCCGCUUCGGCAAACAGGAGUUCAGCUUCUUCCCUCGCACCUUCAUCCUUCCUCAGGACAUCAAGCACCUCCGUAAGGCCUGGGAGGACAGCGGCUCCCGGCAGAAAUGGAUCAUCAAACCUCCUGCGUCUGCCCGAGGAACCGGGAUCCAGGUUAUUCACAAGUGGAGCCAGAUGCCCCGUAAGAGGCCGCUGCUGGUGCAGAAGUACCUCCACAAGCCCUACCUCAUCGGCGGGAACAAAUUCGACCUGCGGAUCUACGUCUAUGUGACGUCCUACGAGCCGCUGAGAAUCUACAUCUUCUCUGACGGACUCGUUCGAUUCGCCAGCUGCAAGUAUUCGUCUUCCAUGAAGACUCUGGGCAACAAGUUCAUGCACCUGACCAACUACAGCGUCAACAAGAAGAACUCAGAGUACCAGGCGAACAGCGACGACAAGGCCUGUCAGGGACACAAAUGGGCUUUGAAGGCCUUGUGGCAGCACCUGGGCUCAAAGGGCGUCAACACAUCCUUGAUAUGGGAGAAGAUCAAAGACAUCGUCAUCAAAACCGUGAUUGCGUCGGAGCCGUACGUUAACAGCCUCCUGAAGAUGAACGUCCGGACGCCGUACAGCUGCCACGAGCUCUUCGGCUUUGACAUCAUGCUGGACGAGAACCUGAAGCCCUGGAUCCUGGAGGUCAACAUAUCACCCAGUCUUCAUUCCAACACGGCGCUGGACGUCUCCAUCAAAGGUCAGAUGAUCAGAGAUCUGCUCAACCUCGCCGGGUUCCGUAUUCCCAGCAGAGACGAAGCGUUCAGCCCCUGCAGCAGCGCAUCCAGCUCCACCAGCAGCUUGUGUGGAGGCAACAGGGAGAGAUCGAAGCCGGAUCUGUCCGCCGACGAGAAGGUGAAACGGGCGUUUUACCUCACGCAGCGCUGCACUGACCAGGACUUCCUGUCCUCUGUGCUGGAUGUCCUGACUCCUGAGGACGUCCGGGUUCUGGCUGAGAGCGAAGACGAGCUGAGUCGUCGAGGAGAGUUUGAAAGAAUUUUCCCGUCGCCGUCGUCGUCCCGCUACCUUCGCUUCUUCGAGUGUCCGAGAUACCUCAACAUCCUGAUGGACCAGUGGGAGCAGAAGUACUGGAACAACCGGACCAAAGGGAUCAGUCUGCUGACGACUUUCUGCCAGAAAGGAGUUCAUCUGGGAACCAGCGAUCCAGCUCACAUGUGGUCCAAGUGUAGCUACGUCUCCAGGUUUGAAGCCCACAGACCAGACCUGGUUAGUCCAACCAGACCCAGGUCCAGAUCCAGGGUGCUGGUCAGUCUUCACCAGGCCGGCGAUGGAGACGGUCCAGAGAGUUCCGGGUCAAGUUUCGGUGACAGCUCCUGAACCAGCGGCAGCCAGAACCAGGCCUCGCUCUCUAUCGGAUCAGAUCUGGUACCUGAACGGUCACGAAGCUCAGGAUCAUCCCCAAAACAAACCUUCCUACGGACUCUUAACAUCUGAAAACUCUCUGUCUGGGCCGGAAAUAAGAAGCCGCUACGAUAUACGCCAACGUCUCAGAACAUUGCCCUGAAAUCAAAAUGGCCGCCAAGUCCAGAACCAGACCAGAUGUUUUCAUGUUCCACUAGAAUCUGCCAAUCACUUUGCGAGAGUUAGAUAAGUUCUGAUCGACGCUGGAGGAAGACGUUACAACGUUGUGCUUAGUCUCUUACCACUAGUUUAUAUCAUUUCCUGUUUUGUUUUUUCCUUUUUGCCUGAACAUCACGACGCAACAAGACGCCGGUCGACCUUUAGUUGGUAUUAAAACAUCGUCUCUAGUUCUGGUUCAAUGAGAAUAUGUCCACAACAACAUGAUGUUAUUGAAUAAAUAAAAUUAUUCCUAGUCUCCCUGCUAAUAUUAGCUCCUCCUAGCUUCCUUACUGACACUAGCUUUUCCUAGCCUCCCAGCUAACAGCAGCUCUUCCUAGUUUCCUAGCCUUCAUUAGCAUGUUAGCCUGACCAUAUUUAAGUGGUUUUGAGAGUUGCAUGAGGACAUUUUUAGAGCUAAAUAAGCUAACCAAAGCUAAAGCUAACACAGAGGAGAGUAGGAGCAGGUUUACACUACGACCGUCGUUCUCAUGCGUUCAGCCUGGAGGUACUUUGAGAUUACGUUUAUUUUAGCUUUUGAACCGUGUGCCAUUUUUGAUCUGAACCCAGUUUGAGGCGCUGCUGUGUUUAACUCAUUUUAACUCAAUUCUUUUUUAAAAAAGGGCUUUUUUUUCCACUUUUCUGUGACGAUGCAAGAAUCUUCUUCUUGAAAACUGUGAGGAAUUGAAAGAGUUGCUCGUUUUCAGCCGCCAACGUUUUAAUUAUUGCGUCUCCGUCCAGAGGAAAACCAGGAGUCGCACAAAAGCACGAACGAUGGCGGCGUCUGAAACAAGACGCAGAAGACAAAGAAUAAUUUAUUGUGUCCUCAGGAAACUUGUUUCUAAGAAUAAAUCUGCUGUACUUUAAAAAAUGACUUGAAAUGUUUGGACACUUUGUCUUGUUUUAACUAAGAGGUGGAAUAAAAGGUGGCGUGGACUGUU
Messenger RNA from Mugil cephalus (flathead mullet), 4039 nucleotides. It is a transcript of the gene ttll4, whose product is annotated as tubulin tyrosine ligase-like family, member 4. NCBI's taxonomy places the organism in Eukaryota, Metazoa, Chordata, Actinopteri, Mugiliformes, Mugilidae. Gene Ontology annotation, molecular function: tubulin binding; tubulin-glutamic acid ligase activity. Gene Ontology annotation, cellular component: cilium. The coding region runs from base 204 to 2858 and encodes 884 amino acids. Gene Ontology annotation, biological process: protein polyglutamylation; microtubule cytoskeleton organization. The transcript has 20 exons. The record is from RefSeq and is a predicted model, not a curated record.